AUGGCGGUGAGAGGGGUGAGAAACAGACUGGAUAUAGAUGAACUGAUCAGCAAAAGAGAUAACAUCUCACUGCAAGGCACAGCAACUAUCAUCACAGCUGCAAAAGAAGCAGGAGAAGAAGGAGAUAUAAUAAUGAAAGUGAUGCUUCUGCAGCUCAUUGAUGCUACUGUCUUCAUCUUCAACCUGGCUUUCUUGACAGUCACAGAGGCUGCCACUGCAUCAUGA
Messenger RNA from Blastomyces dermatitidis ER-3, 225 nucleotides. RefSeq lists its product as uncharacterized. The transcript has a single exon. The record is from RefSeq and is a predicted model, not a curated record. Bases 1 to 225 code for a protein of 74 amino acids. Lineage: Eukaryota; Fungi; Ascomycota; Eurotiomycetes; Onygenales; Ajellomycetaceae.